ACAAGUCCGCCGCAACACCAUGCCACACCUUGAGAUAUAGUUAUCUACCUCUGCGACAAACGGAAAUUUGGCUCUUCUGGCUUCACAUUCUGAUCAUACAUAAUUACUGCACCACUCCGGAACCCUUUGUUACGCGCACUUGGCCGCCAGAGCGGUGUCGACGUGGCCGGUGCCAAAGAGUGCGCCUAAUUUCUGGAAGUCACUCCUUGAGUCAAUUCUAUAAACCACGAUGUUGAACGUUAAAAACCUGAGCGAGCUUCUCGCCAGGAAUGUCGACCCCAAUCUCUUCCCGCACAUGUUCAUCAUGUCGCGAAACGGCACACUCCUCGCAUACUCCACCCCAGUCGACAUCAAGGACCUCCGAGACCAAGCCGCCCUUGUCUCCAUGACCUGGAAAGAAUACGGACCCGACAAGCAGCAAACAGACACCAACAACGCUUCAUCGCCAUCCAAGGACCUCCAAACCCUCACCAUCGAAUUCGAAAACAACAACAUCAUCGCCCGCGCCAUCCAACCCACCCUUCUCCUCGUACUCAUAGGCGGCGUCCCACCCUCCCGAAAGUCAGGCUUCAAAAUCACCCCCGAAGCCCGCGGGGACCCCAGGUAUCCGCCUACCGACGACUCGGCCGUAGAGGACGGAGACGCUACGCAACACGGCGAGUCGCAGGCCGCAGACUCGCUAGCCGCUCCUACCGGGGACGGCGCUGCGGUUGCUGCUGGCAAGAAACGAGCGCCAUCCAUCACCAGCACGAUGAGCCAGCGCGAGAAAGACAUCAAGGGCGGCGUGCUGCACAUCCAGCGGAAGAAAGCAGACGCCAUGGCCGACUUCAUCAGGAAGGAGUUCGACGCGAAGGGAUUCGUCAUGCCGGACGAUUCGUCUUUCCCCUGAACGUAGCUCUCUGUAGCUAGAGGAGCCGUUCUACAUCCGCGCAUGUCCACUUCCCUACUGGGACCGAUUGGCCUCCCAGCUUCUCUGUAUUAUGUCUGCUGUUCUUGUUCUGUUUACUCACUGCCUCGAGGGAUCCAUUGCCCUCGGAAUGUCUCGAUGCUAGGCGUCGGUGGAGGUGCGGUACUUGUAUAGAUUUGGGAGUUCGUUUUGCAUAUCUGCAUGGGCAGUCGGAAGUCCUGCCAUGUCUUGUCUCUUUUCUUCUCUUCUUUCUGUAGUUAGGAGCUUUGCUUGCAAAUACCCGAAAUCACAUUUCUGA
Aaosphaeria arxii CBS 175.79 is the source of this 1205-nucleotide messenger RNA. RefSeq lists its product as uncharacterized. The transcript has 4 exons. The record is from RefSeq and is a predicted model, not a curated record. NCBI's taxonomy places the organism in Eukaryota, Fungi, Ascomycota, Dothideomycetes, Pleosporales. Bases 230 to 889 code for a protein of 219 amino acids.